Molecule: messenger RNA, 351 nt
Organism: Purpureocillium lilacinum
Lineage: Eukaryota; Fungi; Ascomycota; Sordariomycetes; Hypocreales; Ophiocordycipitaceae
Source: RefSeq, a predicted model, not a curated record
AUGAAGUUCGCCCUCGCCCUCGCCCUCGCCCUCAACGCCCUCUGCUCCGUGGCCACCGCUGACAUCUCCGCUGGCCGCGGGACCUUCUGGCCCUCCCUCUCCACUGCCUUCAGCCGUUUACAGUCCAUUGACCGGUGCGCCAGGCACUGCUUCGUGGACUCCUUCAAGAAGAACGGCUGUGAGAGCGCAGAUGAAAAGACUAUGAUCAUAUGCGGCUGCCCCAAGAUCGACCAGGUCAAGUCCGACGCCACCCGGUGCGCUCUUGCGGGCUGCGGGUUGCCGAAAUUCAUGAGCAACGUCAUGCCGCAAAUCGAGAAAAUUUGCCGUCACUACGCCAAUAAAGAUGCGUAG